GGGGCUAAGUGUGACCAAGCAAGAGGAAGUCGUUGAUCAUAAACAGAGAUCAAUAGAUCAUGUUCUCAAGCCAGGAAAGAAAGUAAGAAAGAAAAAAGGCAAGAUGGAAAUGGAGGGCGUCGCUGAAAAGCGCGGCUGUUUAGUAUUGGUGCCAUACCCUUUCCAAGGGCACAUGACGCCUAUGCUGCAACUGGGACAUACCCUUAAUUCAAAGGGCUUCUCCAUCAUAGUCGCCCACACCCAAUUCAACGCCCCAGACCCGAAAAACCACCCAGAAUUCACCUUCCACGGCCUGGAAGACGGAAUCCUAGAAAGCGAUUUCGCUGUAAGCGGCACAAGACUGAAAACCAAGUUCAUGAAUGAGAACUGCAGGGCACCCUUUGAAGAUUUUUUGAAAGAAAAGGGAGAUUUGGUUUCUUGCGUCAUCUAUGACAGCGCCAUGUUCUUUGUUGACCAGGUCGCUGUUCUUUUCAACCUUCCCUCUAUUGUUUUACGCCCUUACAAUGCUGUCUUCUUGCAAGCUUUACUCCAUGUUCUUGAAAAUGAGGACACCAUUUCACUCUUUCCAGAGUCAAGGCUGGAAGACUCAAUUCCUGAAUUUCAUCCCGUGAGGUAUCAGGAUAUUCCAUACUGUCGUGAUUCAAAAGAGGUAAAAAGCUUCAUUGGGAAUAUAAUCAAAAUAAGAUCUUCACUCGCCAUAAUAUGGAACACAACAGAGGAUCUUGAGCAGACAUGGCUUUCAAGGUUUCAACAGCAUAACAAAGUACCCAUUUUUCCUAUAGGCCCUCUUCACAAGACUGCCUUAGCUCACGGAACAAGCCUGAUAGAAGAAGACGACAGCUGCCUGGCAUGGUUGGACAAGCAAGCUCCUCAGUCCGUCCUCUUUGUAGGCGUCUCAGGGAGCUUAGCUACGAUUGGUCAAAGAGAUUUUGAGGAGAUUGCUUGGGGGUUGGCAGAUAGCAACCAGCCGUUCCUGUGGGCGGUUCGAGCCGGUUCAGUCAACGAAAAGAAAGAUGAGAUCAUAGAAGACUUCGAGAAGAGAGUCGGGAACAGAGGGAAAUUAGUGAAAUGGGCACCACAGAAAGAUGUUUUGGCCCAUAGUUCGGUGGGUGGGUUUUGGAGCCAUUGCGGUUGGAACUCGACGUUAGAGAGCAUUUGCGAAGGCAUCCCAAUGAUUUGCAAACCACUCAUUGCAGACCAGUUUGUGAACGCCAGAUUCUUGGUCCAUGAAUGGAAGGUUGGAUUGGCAUUGGAAGAAGUGGAGAGAAGUGUGAUUGCAGACACCGUGAGAAAACUUGUGGUCGGAGACGAGAGGAAAGAGUUGAAGAAGAAUGCGAUGGAGAUGAAGCGGAAAAUGGCUGAUUGUUUAGAGAAAGGUGGUAGUUCUUAUAGAGCACUCAAUGAACUAACACAUUUCAUAUCUUCACUUCCGCCAAGAACUUCCAUUUGUGGGUCGAUUCAGAGCAAAGCUGAAUGGUUUGUAUCCUAGAUCUUCCCAAUGCUUUACAUAUCUUAUGCAUCCCAUUUGACUAAAUUAGUAAAUUACGGAGUACUAAAUAAAUGUAGCAAACACAUUGUAACCCUAUUUUCAAUUUUUAACUUAAAGCUCCUCACAUUCAUUGGUAGAAUGUAGAUCCUGUAACAUAUGUGCAUGUAUUAAUGAAAUAUGUAGUACAGGGGUUUUGCUACUAAUGUUUAAUGUAAGUGAUCACAAAAGCUUUCUGUAUAUCAUUAAUUAAUUAUUGUUAGUUUGAAAUAUCUUUGUUGUGCAAA
Messenger RNA from Cuscuta epithymum, 1773 nucleotides. The record is from the annotation of a GenBank genome assembly. Lineage: Eukaryota; Viridiplantae; Streptophyta; Magnoliopsida; Solanales; Convolvulaceae.